Messenger RNA from Microthlaspi erraticum, 660 nucleotides. Lineage: Eukaryota; Viridiplantae; Streptophyta; Magnoliopsida; Brassicales; Brassicaceae. The record is from the annotation of a GenBank genome assembly.
AUGGCGAAUGAGGUGAUUCUUCUUGAUUUCUGGCCGAGCAUGUUCGGGAUGAGGACGAGGAUCGCGUUGAGGGAGAAAGGCGUCGAAUUCGAGUACAGAGAAGAGGAUCUGAGGAACAAGAGCCCUCUGCUUCUCCAGAUGAAUCCGAUUCACAAGAAGAUCCCGGUUCUCAUCCACAACGGCAAACCGGUUUGCGAAUCAACCAUCCAGGUCCAGUACAUCGACGAGGUCUGGUCUCACAAGAACCCCAUCCUCCCUUCCGAUCCUUACCAGAGAGCCCAGGCUCGUUUCUGGGUUGAUUUCAUCGACAAAAAGAUGUACGAUGCACAGAGGAAGGUGUGGGCGACGAAGGGAGAUGAACAAGAAGCAGGGAAGAAGGAGUUUAUUGAGCUGCUCAAGGUUCUUGAAGCCGAGCUUGGAGACAAGCCUUACUUUGGUGGUGAUGACUUCGGCUAUGUAGACAUUGGAUUGAUUGGAUUCUACACUUGGUUUCACGCGUACGAGAAGUAUGGCAACUUCAGCAUCGAAGCAGAGUGUCCGAAAUUGAUCGCUUGGGCUAAGAAGUGUCUGCAGAGGGAGAGCGUGGCUAAGUCCUUGCCUGAGUCUGAGAAAGUUACUGACUUUGUCACUCAGCUGAGGGAUCUGUAUCUAGCUAAGUAG